AUGCCAUCGCGUAGUUCCGACUCGUCAAGCCAUGCGGACUCCAUGGAAGAUAUGAUGAUACCCUCUUGGAUAACAGCAAUCUCUGAUUCGCUCGAUCGAUUAGUUCUCGUACUCCUCCGGGAUGAUCGGAAGCUCAUUGGCUGGCUCAAGACCUAUGAUCAAUUCGGCAACAUAGUGCUGCAGAACACAUUGGAGAGGCAUGUGGCUGACGGUCUCUAUGCGGAUAUCGAUCUCGGUAUCAUGAUUAUACGGGGAGAAAAUAUAGUCCUCUUCGGCGAAGUGGACUCGCUGGACAUGGAGCCGGCCCUGCAACAGGCACCGCUUGGGCAAGUGCUAGCGAGGGAGGAAAUGAACGCCGAACGGGAAGCAAUGAAAGACAAAGUGGACCUCGCCUUUUUAGACGACCCUUUCUAG
This is a messenger RNA of Perkinsus marinus ATCC 50983, 414 nucleotides long. RefSeq names its product small nuclear ribonucleoprotein U6, putative. Gene Ontology annotation, cellular component: Lsm1-7-Pat1 complex; P-body. NCBI's taxonomy places the organism in Eukaryota, Perkinsozoa, Perkinsida, Perkinsidae. Gene Ontology annotation, molecular function: RNA cap binding. The transcript has 4 exons. Gene Ontology annotation, biological process: deadenylation-dependent decapping of nuclear-transcribed mRNA. The record is from RefSeq and is a predicted model, not a curated record. The coding region runs from base 1 to 414 and encodes 137 amino acids.